AUGAGGAGGCUAUAUGAUACCGCGGAGCCCAGUUUGGUGGAUGAGGAGCUGCUGCAGAAGGCAGUGGAGGAGCAAGGCCCUCAAGACCAGGCUGGGCGGAUUGCCAAGGAGGAGGGCAUCCAGUAUGAUGAAGUCUGCCAAUUGCGCCUAGACUACAGGAGUAAGACAUUUGACAGAUGUUGAUGUUCUUCAAUCAUCUGCAUACUUUUUGGUGCAGGCAUGUCAUGUCCGUUGUCCACAGAGAGAAGGGCAAUAGUUGCAGUAGAAAUAGAUUUUAUUCCUUACUUUGUCCAUAUUAUUUGACAUUUCUGUCCAUAGACAUCCUGUGGCAGUUCACGUCUCUGACCAAGCUACAACUGGACAAUAACAUCAUUGAGAAGAUUGAAGGACUGGUGCGCCUCACUAAUCUGAAGUGACUAGGUAUGAAAGGCGUCUCUCACAGUCCCUGAAUAUGUUCCACAUACAGUAAAUAUAAUGAAUGUAUGUGUUAAACUGUAUAUAGCUAGAUCAAGAUGACUAUAUUGUUUUUCACUAAAAGACAAGCCCUUCACUGAUACAAGGCAACUAUGGCCUAAUGAUCAAUAUUCUCUUUUCUCUCUUUUCUCUCUCUCUCUCUCUCUCUCUCUCUCUCUCUCUCUCUCUCUCUCUCUCUCUCUCUCUCUCUCUCUCUCCUCUUCUCCUCUAGAUUUGUCCUUCAAUAACAUUGAGGGGAUCGAGGGGUUGGAUUCUCUGGUGAAGCUGGAAGACUUGAGUCUGUACAACAACAGAAUCUCUGUCAUUGAGAACAUGGACACACUCCUAAACCUACACGUUCUCUCUAUUGGGAACAACUUCCUGGCUCAGUUGGAAAAAUUGAGUAACUCUCAAACAUUUAUUGUUUAUGUUUCAAAUUCUGAAUGUAAACUCUCAAAUUGUAUACUGUAGUAUAUUAGUGCCAAAAUAUACAGUACCAGUCAAAAGUUUGGAGACACCUACUCAUUCAAGGGUUUUUCUUUAUUUUUACUAUUUUCUACAUUGUAGAAUAAUAGUGAAUAUAUCAAAACUAUUAAAUAACACAUAUGGAAUCAUGUAGUAACCAAAAAAGUGUUAAACAAAUCUAAAUAUAUUUUAUAUUUGAGAUUCUUCAAAUAGCCAACCUUUGCCUUGAUGACAGCUUUGCAUUCUCUCAACCAGCUUCACCUGGCCAGGUCAUCUGAUGCAGCACUCCAUCACUCUCCUUUUUGGUCAAAUAGCCCUUACACAGCCUGGAGGUGUGUUGGGUCAUUGUCCUGUUGAAAAACAAAUGAUAGUCCCACUAAGUCCAAACCAGAUAGGAUGGCGUAUCGCUGCAGAAUGCUGUGGUAGCCAUGCUGGUUAAGUGUGCCUUGAAUUCUAAAUAAAUCACAGACAGUGUCACCAGCAAAGCACCCCCACACCAUAACCCCUCCUCCUCCAUGCUUUACGGUGGGAACUACACAUGCGGAGAUCAUCCGUUCACACACACCGCGUCUCACAAAGACACGGCGGACACAUUUCCACCAGUCUAAUGUCCAUUGCUCGUGUUUCUUGGCCCAAGCAGGUCUCUUCUUCUUAUUGGUGUCCUUUAGUAGUGGUUUCUUUGCAGCAAUUUGACCAUGAAGGCCUGAUUCACACAGUCCCCUCUGAACAGUUGAUGUUGAGAUGUGUCUGUGACUUGAACUCUGUGAAGCAUUUAUUUGGGCUGCAAUUUCUGAGGCUGGUAACUCUAAUGAUGAACUUAUCCUCUGCAGCAGAGGUUACUCUGGGUCUACCAUUCCUGUGGCAGUUUCAUCAUAGCACUUGAUGUUUUUUGCGACUGCACUUGAAGAAACUUUCAAAGUUCUUGAAAUGUUCCGUAUUGACUGACCUUCAUGUCUUAAAGUAAUGAUGGACUGUCAUUUCUCUUUGCUUAUUUGAGCUGUUCUUGCCAUAAUAUGGACUUGGUCUUUGAUAGAUUAAUUUGUAUUUUAAGAAUAAUGACUAAAGGAUUUCACCCCAAAUACAGUAUAAAUGUGUGAACGGUGUUAGAGUUAUAAUGUAGUGUCAACCCACUAACAGAGGGGGUGGAGUUAGAAACUGCUGAGAAAGCAUUCCAGGGUGAAGGGGACUGAGAAGCUGUUUAAAGGUGGGCGGAGCAAAGUGCCUUUGUGUGUCAAGGGAUAUAAAAGCUGUAUGUAUGUUUUUUGGCGCCAGAGCUCUCCAUGAUUAAAACAUACAGAUCAUUCUUGUUGGUUACGGACCUCAGUUUAAUUCAUGAUUAAACCAGAGCCUUACACUCUCUGGGAAUUAUUCAAAGGAUUAAGUUUGAUUAAUUAGAGAUAGAAAUUCUCGUGACAAAUGGUCCUUCGAGCGGAGCUCAAAAUACGUCUUUAUCGUUCUGAGGACACCGAAAACCGUGCACGGGCGGAUGAUAGCAUCCGUAUAGAAUAGACCUGGCCUUCGACGUUAAGGUUAUAAACAGGCCGGUGAUGAAUCUUAUGAACGAUAAAGACGUUGACGAGAUCUGGAAAAGCAUUUAAAUCCCAACUUCAAGGAGGAGGUCAGUCAUUUUUAUUCAUGGAUUUUGGUGUAAUUAUUUGAACUUGUAUGAGAAUAGUAAUUCUUGUGAAGGGCAGAUAAUAGUUACCAAAAUCUCAUAGGAUAAUUAAAAGGAAGGAAGGAGGGUCCGAAAAUGACUCUAGGUAAAUGGCCAUUACCAAAAUAAACUAGUUAAUAUUGAGAUUGUACGAGAUACAGUCUUUACAAUAUAAACAGGAAGGGAGAUAAUUAUCAGCGUGUGAGAUAGAUACAUUAAACAAGUCAAGAGUCAUAAACAACUGGGGAUUUGCUCUAACUCUGUGUAUUUCAUGAAACUGGAGCAGUUACGACCUCUAGGUUACGGAUAGUGUUAGCAAAAAAUCGUAUAAGGUUGUAUACGUGUGAGACCUAAUGAUCCAUCGAAAUACAUGAUAAUUGUUUCAAGGAAGGGACUAAAAUAGGUCGCGUGAGAAAAAAAAUGGUUGUCCCAUCCCUUUCAUGAAACUGGGGUUUUAAAAAACUCUGGGUUACGGGUUGGAUAAUUUAAAUGGUUAAUUACAAAAGCAGAUCAUAAACAUUGGCUCAAGAGUCGCACCAGAUAAUAAGUCCCAAGGAAAAUAAUUCUGGAUUGAAUUAUUACUAAACGGGGGGAUUUCUUAUUUUUCUACCAUGGGAAAUAAAUAUGAUUAGGUAGAUGCAUGUAAAUUGCGGAACGGAUUUGAAGAAACAGCGAGGGGAGGGGCUAGACACAGCGAUAGUAUGGCUUUUGGAGAGUCAGGAAAGACUAAAUUAGAUAGCUAUAAUAAAUCAGGGAGGCAGAAUAGGGGAGGAGGUAAGAGGAAGUGCUUUAACUGUAACAAGGAGGGUCAUUUGGCCAGAGAGUGUAAGGCCCCGUGUAAAUACUGUAACAAAACAGGUCAUAACCAUCGCGACUGCAGAAAUAAAGGAAAGGGCAGUGUCUGGGAAAUGACAGUCUAUUUUUUGGUUCCACGGGUAAAAUGUUUGAAGAAGUGAUUUGUGUCGAUUAAGAAUUGGCUAAAAACACCACGAAGCGAUUAUUUGAGAGGUACCUAUACAUUUCUAACAACAUAUACGUAUGAACUUUCUCACCCAAACGUAGACGUACGUCAUGGGUGAGAAUAUUUACAUUUGCGGUCAUUUAGCAGACGCUCUUGUCCAGAGCAACUUGCAGGAGCAAUUGGGGUUGGGUGCCUUGCUCGGGGGCACAUCGGCAGAUUUUUCACCUGGUCGGCUCAGUGAUUGGAACCGGCGACCUCUCGGUUGCUGGCACGGUGCUCUUGGUUACUGGGCUACCUGCCGCCCCAUAUGAGUUUAAGGUUGUGCCGUUGUUUGAUUAUGUGAUAAGGUUUAAUGGGUAAUCGGACCAUAACUAAUGUGGUUAUAGAAGUAAUGUAUAAUAUAGUGGAGAGCCAAUAGAGGGUUCCAUUUAACUAUUAUGGUUUAUUGGGCAUUUCAAUGGCAUAAGGUGAAAUCUGUAUGUAUGAGUGAAUUCAACGGCUGGUAUGGGUGGUAACCGGAUACAACUGAGUAUUUGGUUUGGUGAUGUUGAAUGGAAGAUUUGUAGCGUGGUUGGGGUUAAAUAAAAAGACUCACUUAUUCAAUAGGGAAUGGGUGUAGGGAGAGAGAGUUUUUGUGUUGCUGAAUGAGGUGAGAGCUAGUGUGGUUUUCAUUUGGUGACGUCACUUGCUCUAUGAACUGAAAGUAGUUGCUUUGAAAGAAUCGUUGUAGAGUGACUGGCGAUGUAUGUAGAGGGUCCCUGGUUCGAACCCAGGUAGGGACAGUGGGUAAAGCUUUCGCAUUGGGGCUAUGGACCUAGAUUACUACGUGGAUUGAGAAAUGUGAAAAGUUGAACUAAAUCAAAUCAAAUCAAAUUGUAUUGGCCACAUGCGCCGAAUACAACAGGUGCAGACAUUACAGUGAAAUGCUUACUUACAGCCCUUAACCAACAGUGCAUUUAUUUUUUAUAAAAAAGUAGAAUAAAACAAAAAAGUGUUGAGAAAAAAAGAGCAGAAGUAAAAUAAAAUAACAGUAGGGAGGCUAUAUAUACAGGGGGUACCGGUGCAGAGUCAAUGUGCGGGGGCACCGGCUAGUUGAGGUAGUUGAAGUAAUAUGUACAUGUGGGUAGAGUUAAAGUGACUAUGCAUAAAUAAUUAACAGAGUAGCAGCAGCGUAAAAAGAUGGGGUGGGGGGGGGGGGGGGCGGUGCAAAUAGUCCGGGUAGCCAUGAUUAGCUGUUUAGGAGUCUUAUGGCUUGGGGAUAGAAGCUGUUGAGAAGUCUUUUGAACCUAGACUUGGCACUCCGGUACCGCUUGCCGUGCGGUAGCAGAGAGAACAGUCUAUGACUAGGGUGGCUGGAGUCUUUGACAAUUUUGAGGGCCUUCCUCUGACACCGCCUGGUAUAGAGGUCCUGGAUGGCAGGAAGCUAGAUAGGAACUAGAUAGCUUUAGAAGUAUUCUAGAAAGGUCUAUGAAAAUAUGUUACAAGUACGAAUUACAUUAUUUCCUAAGAAGGAAGAUGAUUAGGGCAGGUCCCCGCGCCUCCCCCGUUUUGUAGGAAGGAGCAGGGUAGGAAGGGGAGAGAGACAGUACAUAGUUCAAAUGAUAGGAAAAUAAUUAAAUGUAUGCUCAUCAACGAUAGCAAGUAUUUGUUUUAUUAAUUAGGGCCUAAUCAGAGAGAACAGUUAAAGAAAUUGAAUAGUGAACUGAAAUUGCGAUAGAGCUGUAGAAAUUAUUUCAGUUGAGGACAAAGGAAAAUAAUUUAUGGUUCUAGUUCCCGGGUAAAAUAGUUGUACUUGCUUGACUAGAUCGAGCAGAAGUUUUAAUAGUUGAAUGAAAAGCAUUUCUUUGACGAAGUCUAAUGGUUAUUACUUUAUUGUAUAGGUUGGGUAACACCAGUGGUGUAUGAAAAUAAGUGGUGAAUUCUAAAACAAUAAUUUGGUUUCGUUACGUGAACAAUGGGAUAUCGUUUUUACUGUUAGGAUGAUGGAUUUAAUAAACAUUGGUUAUAAGUAUGAAGUUAUUAAACAAUAGGUUUAUAUUUUAAAAACAUCAAUGCAACAGGUUGCAAUGAUUAAAUUAAUAGAAAGGGGUUAUAGGGUUAUAUUAGAAGGUGUAGUGAACUUAAUGAAACGUGGUAUUAUAUAGUGUCUUCCAGGAUUGAUGGAAGUCUCCUAUAGCAUUAUGUUAAGGGUUUGCCUGGGAUAAAAUAUAAUGUCUUACUUACACGGAGUAUGUGAUUGUAUUGGCUAAUGAAUGAAAUAUGACAUUUACAGGGGCGAAAGGAACAAUAGAAGGGGAGACAGAUUUUCCUAUGGUGUUGGUAAAAUAAUUGAUAAUGGAUCAUUUGAGAUGAGAUCACAUGGAGCAGAUUUAGGGGUUCAAUAAUCAUUGUGAGAUGAGUUAUGAGGAAUUAGAUUGAUACAAACGAUUAUUGAUGAGUUAGGACUGGGGAUAUCUGUAUCAUGUUUUGUGUGUACUUACCAUCUUUAGAUUACUGAUGGUAAUUGAAGGUUGACAAAAUGUAUAACCAGGAGAAAGAGAUUAGCUUAUCUCAUUGGAAUGUUGCCCAGGGCUAGGGGGAGCAGUAGUGAAGUUAGGCAGUAUUUAGGUCGUAAAAGGGAGCUACCAAAUUAAGUGGGGCCUGGCUAUCUUUGAUUGUUGUUUUUCAAUUGGGUUUUUCAAAUAAAAAACAACACACCUAGUAUGAUGUUUAUAAAGGGGGUUGUUAUGUUGAAUUUAGGGGGUUUUCAAAAGUUCAUAGGUGAUGGGUCUUAAAGGAGCACACACAGUGAAUUUUAUGGAGUUUUUCGGUUUUUGACUGAGUUUGGAGUGUGCAUGAUUUCUUGUGGGAGUGAAUGUCAUGAGGACUUGGUGUUUACUAUGCUGUGGGAUGGAAUGGUUUGUUGGGUGAUUUCAAUGGCCUCUGGGCUCUGUUUUGACUUUCUGGUGUUGAUUGGUCAUCCACAAUGGUGGUUCUGGGGGCAUGAGAGGAGGACUUUGGGAUGGUUUAUUUUAUCAAAUUGAGGGUAAUUUAUAGUGCUGUGAAAAGUGUUGUCGUGUAUGAAGAUUAUGACUAGUCUUGAGGGACAAAGAAAAACUGUUUAUCUUAGUGUGAUAUUAAUAAAAGCCUCUAAUCACGGUGCAGCCUAAGCGGACUCUUUGUUGACAGCAAUAACCACCAACAACAGACGCGACACGACAGUGUGAAGAAGAUUAUAAUUUGGUAAUAAUAGGAUUUGAAACAUUAAAAUAACAGAAGAGGGAGAGAGCUUUCCUUGAAUGAAAGAUACCUGUUGCUAGUCAAUUGUACUACUCUUGGAUUACUUUUACAGGAUAGAAGUUAGUUGAGAUGUUAUCAAAUGUUGUCAUUUACAUUUUAUUUUUAUUAUGUUUUAAUAAACAACAAGUUGGUAUUUGAAACUAAAUUAAUGCAAUGAGCUGCAGUAAUCAGAGGAAGGCACAAUGUAAUGCGAAACAGCUAUUGCCUAGUUCAUUGAUUUAGUAAUAAGAUCAGGAAGAUAGUAAUAAUAGGAAGCUGGAUAGGAUAAUUUAAGAUAGGGACUAGCUGUCCAGAAAUAGAUGAAGAAUGAUGAGCUUUUGGGGAAUGAUAGACUGCUGUAAAGCUUGGGUACUCCAUUAUGUACUGCAUACUGGUAAAUUAAGUGAUCUUAUCUAUGGGAAGGCAAUGAAAGCCCAUGGUCAAAUCAUUUGGAACUCUGAGGAGGAAGAACAAUUUAUGAAGAGAAAAAAGUUACUCACUUCCCAAACAGUCUUAGCUUUUCCUACAUAUAACAGGGAUUUUACCCAAAUGGUAGAGAGUAAAGAGGGAUAUAUGACAUUGGUCGUGAUUUAAAGAUGGUGAUGAGGGAGUUUCUUUUUAGUGGGCUAUUAGAUAUAACUGGGUUAAUCACGAACAUAGAGUUUUUUUUAUUAUUUGUUGCUAGGCAGAAGACUUAGGUGACCUAGGGUCGAAGUGCUUGCUCUUACUUCAAUCCAUGGCUGUCUUUUGUCUCUCUUCAAACAUUGUGAAGGGAGCGGCACCAGGGUUGAGCAGAGUUCAGGCUAAAACCUGUCUCUCCUUUGCUAUUUUCUUGAUUGAUUACAGCAUGAAGGGGGGUUUGUGUUAGGUUUGAAAGAUUUAAGUAUGGACCUGUCAUGUCCAACCAUCAGUCUUCAGGUCAAGCCCGGGAGAGCCGGGGUAGAACAGAGUUUGAACUAAACAUGAGUGUUUUUACAAGAUUGAUUGAUUGGAUUACUAUAGAUUCUGAACUGAAUGAAAGUCGAAUUUAGCCGCCAUAAAAGACAAAGGAAGUGGGAGGAGCAAUAAAGAAGCAAGGGACCGUCUCAAAAAUAAAUAAGGGAUGGCAAUUGGAUGAUAAAUUACCAAUAUUACCUACAGUGGGGAAAAAAAGUAUUUAGUCAGCCACCAAUUGUGCAAGUUCUCCCACUUAAAAAGAUGAGAGAGGCCUGUAAUUUUCAUCAUAGGUACACGUCAACUAUGACAGACAAUGACACCCAAAGAACACCAUACCUACUUGUGAAGCAUGGGGGUGGAAACAUCAUGCUUUGGGGCUGUUUUUCUGCAAAGGGACCAGGACGACUGAUCCGUGUAAAGGAAAGAAUGAAUGGGGCCAUGUAUCGUGAGAUUUUGAGUGAAAACCUCCUUCCAUCAGCAAGGGCAUUGAAGAUGAAACGUGGCUGGGUCUUUCAGCAUGACAAUGAUCCCAAACACACCGCCCGGGCAACGAAGGAGUGGCUUCGUAAGAAGCAUUUCAAGGUCCUGGAGUGGCCUAGCCAGUCUCCAGAUCUCAACCCCAUAGAAAAUCUUUGGAGGGAGUUGAAAGUCCGUGUUGCCCAGCGACAGCCCCAAAACAUCACUGCUCUAGAGGAGAUCUGCAUGGAGGAAUGGGCCAAAAUACCAGCAACAGUGUGUGAAAACCUUGUGAAGACUUACAGAAAACGUUUGACCUGUGUCAUUGCCAACAAAGGGUAUAUAACAAAGUAUUGAGAAACUUUUGUUAUUGACCAAAUACUUAUUUUCCACCAUCAUUUGCAAAUAAAUUCAUUAAAAAUCCUACAAUGUGAUUUUCUGGAUUUUUUUUUUUCUCAUUUUGUCUGUCAUAGUUGAUGUGUACCUAUGAUGAAAAUUACAGGCCUCUCUCAUCUUUUUAAGUGGGAGAACUUGCACAAUUGGUGGCUGACUAAAUACUUUUUUCCCCCACUGUAAGUGAUUGUUUAGGUAGGUGGCAAUAUUGACACAUGAGCAGAACCAUGUAUCAAGAGGGGGGAAGAGGCUAGUGGUAGGAUUAAAUAAUAUAUGAAGGAGAGGACAAAAUACUUUUUAAAAAAAACUUUUUUUAGAUACAGUCUAGAAAGAGAAUACUGAUGUGAGCGGCAUCCAGUCCCUAAAGAAGAAAUACUGGAAGCAGGCAUGUUGGGAAGGGCCCUAUCAGGUGAUAUUGGUCACUGCCUUUGCCAUUAGAAUAGCAGAAAGAGCAACCUGGGUCCACGUUACCCACUGCAAAAAGGUAAGAACACAUACAAGCACCACUGAACACACGCAGAGUUAGAGAGAGGAACUGCACAAAUAGGGUCUGGGGAUCACCUCUGUUAACGAAGAUCUCCUACCCCGACCUAUCAUCACUGUAGUGUGUUCUCAGGGUGUGAGUAUGGGGUAAUAUCAAGCAGAAAGACUGAGGACAGGAGAGGGUUGGCAGGUUUUGGGAAUAGGGGUAACUUGAGCUGCAUCAUAGUCUCGGCAAUGGUCUUGAAAUGUCAAGAUCCACCACCAAUUACGCUUUGCCCUUACCAUUGUUAAGAAGCAAAAGAGAAGAGAAGUGACCCGACAUACUGACCGUCAAGGACGAGUGGCCUACAAAAUGGGAGUCAGAGAAGGGCAGACUGUAGGAUUCAAAAUAAGGGUUAGGGACGUAGCCAACGGGUGGGGUACAUGUCAAUAAGCAAUUUGGGAUUAUAAAAUCCCAUUAUAUUCGUGUUCGGCCCCCACGGCGGAUUGUUCCUAGACUCAAGUGUUUAAAUACACUUGGGGACGGGGAUAUGAGACCGGGCGAGACUGAACAUCCAGAUGGGGGGUAAAGAGAAACAAAGACAUCACCAAUUAUCAAUUGGAGAUAGUAGUGAUGUGAUUGACUUAAGUUCAGAAGCACAGGAGAGAAUUCUGAACCUUACAGCCCCUGUAACCGAUGUGUGGUGGGCGUGUGCCAGUAAAGACAGUAUAAGGCAGAGAAUACCAAAAGGGUGGCUAGAUACGUGCGCCCUGGUUCUACUGGUUCAGCUAGUUAGAAUUAGUCACCAGGAACCAAGGAAAGGGUUAAACAGACGUAGGAGGAGUUUUAACAAAAAGGAGAAUAGUCCUAUUUAGAUGGAUGCGAUUGGGAUACCAAGGGGGGGUAUCGGAUGGAUAACAAGCUAUGAAAGAAUUAGGGGAAGGGUUUACAACCACGUUCUUUUGGUGGGUGACAAUAAACAAAAUUGUGGAUUGGAUUAAUUAUAUCUAUUACGACCAACAACGAUUUAUUAGCCAGACUAGGGAUGCAGUAAAAGGGAUCUCUGAACAAUUUUCCGCCAUCUCACUCAUGACUUAGUAAAAGAGGUUGGCUCUAGAUCAGGCAGAAAGGGGCGGUGUCUAUAGAAUGAUAAGCCAUUGUUGCACAUUUUAUCCCUAACAACACCACACCGGAUGGGACAGUCACCAGAGCUCUUGCAGAAUUAACUGCACUAAGUGAAGAAUGAGCUGAGAACUCAGAAGUUAGUACAUCGUGGAUAGGGUGGUUUGAUGAAAUGUUUGGUAAAUGGAAAACCAUAGCAGCCACCAUCUUAGGGCGGUCAGUGUUUGUAUGGGUAUUCUUGUAUUAUGUGGUUGUUGUCUUGUUCCCUGUGUCCGAGGAUUGGUGAGUAAGGCGUUGGUGAAAUGCAGUAUCUCAACAAUGAUGAGAGAUGGACCGACUCCGGACUCUGACCAGGGGAAUGUGAAAAACGAUCCUUCAGGAUUGGUGGAUGACGAGGAUUUUGACCCUGAAAGACCGCAAUUGGAUGAGAUGUUUAUUAGUUCUGACGUAAUCUCUGAGAUGAAUCAUGCUUGUAAAUACAUUUAUCCUGAAUGUGAAAACAUUUAGUCAAAGGGGUGGAUUGAUAGAUUCAUUUGUAUUUUAAGAAUAAUGACUAAAGGAUUUCACCCCAAAUACAGUAUAAAUGUGUGAACGGUGUUAGAGUUAUAAUGUAGUGUCAACCCACUAACAGAGGGGGAGGAGUUAGAAACUGCUGAGAAAGCAUUCCAGGGUGAAGGGGACUGAGAAGCUGUUUAAAGGUGAGCGGAGCAAAGUGUCUUUGUGUGUCAAGGGAUAUAAAAGCUGUAUGUAUGUUUUUUGGCGCCAGAGCUCUCCAUGAUUAAAACAUACAGAUCAUUCUUGUUGGUUGCGGACCUUCGUUUAAUUCAUGAUUAAACCAGAGCCUUACACCAUCUGGGAAUUAUUCAAAGCAUUAAGUUUGAUUAAUUAGAGAUAUAAAUUCUUGUGACAGUCUUUUACCAAAUAAGGCUAUCCCCCCCCCCCCCCCCCCCCACCUUGUCACAACACAACUGAUUGGCUCAAACGUAUUAAGAAGGAAAGAAAUUCAAAAAAAUUACUUUUAAGAAGGCACACCUGUUAAUUGAAAUGCAUUCCAGGUGAAGCUGGUUGAGAGAAUGCCAAGAGUGUGCGAAGCUGUCAUCAAGGCAAAGGGUGGCUAUUUGAAGAAUCUCAAAUAUAAAAUAUAUUUUGAUUUGUUUAACACUUUAUUGGUUACUACAUGAUUCCAUGUGUUAUUUCAUAGUUUUGAUGUCUUCCCUAUUAUUCUACAAUGUAAAAUAUAGUUUAAAAAAAUAAAAACCCUUGAAUGAGUGGGUGUGUCCAAACUUUUGACUGGUAGUGUAUGUUAUUUUCAUGGCAUGGGCUGGUAUUGUAUGUUUGCUGGACACUGUAGGAAUUGCAAUCAACCAGAUCCUCUGAUUCCCAGGUGAUCUACCUCCGAAAGUUCAAGAACCUGCGCACUCUCAACCUAGCUGGAAACCCCAUCUGCAAAGAGGACCACUACAAGAUCUUUGUUGCUGCCUAUCUUCCAGAGUUGGUUUACUUGGACUUCAGACUAUUGGAUGAACAAACAGUGAGUGACGGAAUAGGAAAAUUGCCCCUAGACACUGAUCUUGGGUCAGUCUUGCAAUCCCCCCACUAAUGGUUAAGGUUAGGAUUGGGGGAGGGGAAGCUGAUCCUAGAUCUGUAGCUAUUAUUUAUUUAUUUUAUUUUUUAUUUAACCUUUAUUUAACCAGGUAAGCCAGUUGAGAACAAGUUCUCAUUUACAACUGCGACCUGGCCAAGAUAAAGCAAAGCAGUGCGAUAAAAACAACAACACAGAGUUACAUAUGGAAUAAACAGAACGUACAGUCAAUAACUCAAUAUAAAAUCUAUAUACAGUGUGUGCAAAUGUAGUAAGUUAUGGAGGUAAGGCAAUAAAUAGGCCAUAGUGCAAAAUAAUUACAAUUUAGUAUUAACACUGGAGUGAUAGAUUUGCAGAAGAUUAUGUGCAAAUAGAGAUACUGGGGUGCAAAUGAGCAAAAUAAAUAACAAUGUAAAUAACAAUAUGGGGAUGAGGUUGUUGGGUGGGCUAAUUACAGAUGGGCUGUGUACAGGUGCAGUGAUAGGUAAGCUGCUCUGACAACUGAUGCUCAAAGUUAGUGAGGGAGAUAAGAGUCUCCAGCUUCAGAGAUUUUUGCAGUUCGUUCCAGUCAUUUGCAGCAGAGAACUGGAAGGAAUGGCGGCCAAAGGAGGUGUUGGCUUUGGGAAUUAAAGCAUUAGAAACACAUCCCUGGCGCUAGAGCGACAAGUACAGGAGAACCAAUGGGAUGGCAAGGUUGUAUCCACACCAACAUACCAUAAGUCUUACAAAACACAAGUCUUACAAAAUAAGAGAUUUAUGCCUAGGCUCAGGGACAUUCCUGUCCUGAUGAAUUAAAGCAUGUAUGUAAACGAGAGCAUUACAAAAUGGUUAGUCAUGGAUUACAAACGUUUCCCCUGGGAAUCAGCCAACUGAAUAAGCGCCACACUAAAAGCGGUCGCAAAACUGCUGAACUGCCAUACCUUUACACAUCCCAUCCAUAUUGUAACCACAGAUUUAAAGAAAACUGUUCCAAAGGUCUAUUUUAUAAAUGAUUCUUCAAGCGCUGCACUGGAUAUACCAUUAGCUUGUGUGAAUACAUUAAUACCUUGCUUUUUUCUUACUCUACCAACCAUUCGGGCGGGCAUUGAACAUUAAGUAUCUCCUUAUGUAGCGAGAGCAGGCGUUUGGAAAAUACCAGUAUGCCAUUGAGGAGAUGCGCCACAAUGAGGCCCAAGAGAGAAGGACGAUGGACAUUAGGCAAGAGCAAGAGGACGAGCUCCAGUUGCACAGGGUAACCUACGAAAAACAUACAUUCAGAGCAAAGUAUACAUUCUACAUCCAUGUGUGCGUUGAGCUUGAAAUCAUUGGACAAUUCUGCCACCUACUGUUGUGUGUGUGUGUGUGUGUGUGUGUGUGUGUGUGUGUGUGUGUGUUUUGUGUAAGUGUGCUUCCCUACCUACAGGAUGCCUUUGUGGAGCUCUUGAAUGGCCCAUAUCUGUUUGACAGCAGGUACGCAGAUGAUGCAGAGGCAGCCAAGCUGGCCUACCUCCCCAGAGUGUCUGUACUACUAGAUACAUAUCCUUCUCCAUACUCUGUUCCCUCAGUGUCAGUCUAUUUGGAGCAUGCCUUCUCCCUUCCACAAUUGGCUCUUGAUUUAUUGGAUGGCUAAAAGUAAUAAUAAUAAUAUACAGUGGGGGAAAAAAGUAUUUAGUCAGCCACCAAUUGUGCAUGUUUUCUCACUUAAAAAGAUGAGAGAGGCCUGUAAUUUUCAUCAUAGGUACACGUCAACUAUGACAGACAAAAUGAGAAAAAAAAUUCCAGAAAAUCACAUUGUAGGAUUUUUAAUAAAUUUAUUUGCAAAUUAUGGUGGAAAAUAAGUAUUUGGCCACCUACAAACAAGCAAGAUUUCUGGCUCUCACAGACCUGUAACUUCUUCUUUAAGAGGCUCCUCUGUCCUCCACUCGUUACCUGUAUUAAUGGCACCUGUUUGAACUUGUUAUCAGUAUAAAAGACACCUGUCCACAACCUCAAACAGUCACACUCCAAACUCCACUAUGGCCAAGACCAAAGAGCUGUCAAAGGACAACAGAAACAAAAUUGUAGACCUGCACCAGGCUGGGAAGACUGAAUCUGCAAUAGGUAAGCAGCUUGGUUUGAAGAAAUCAACUGUGGGAGCAAUUAUUAGGAAAUGGAAGACAUACAAGACCACUGAUAAUCUCCCUCAAUCUGGGGCUCCACGCAAGAUCUCACCCCGUGGGGUCAAAAUGAUCACAAGAAUGGUGAGCAAAAAUCCCAUAACCCCGCGGGGGGACCUAGUGAAUGACCUGCAGAGAGCUGGGACCAAAGUAACAAAGCCUACCAUCAGUAACACACUACGCGCCAGGGAUUCAAAUCCUGCAGUGCCAGACGUGUCCCCCUGCUUAAGCCAGUACAUGUCCAGGCCCGUCUGAAGUUUACUAGAGUGCAUUUGGAUGAUCCAGAAGAGGAUUGGGAGAAUGUCAUAUGGUCAGAUGAAACCAAAAUAGAACUUUUUGGUAAAAACUCAACUCGUCGUGUUUGGAGGACAAAGAAUGCUGAGUUGCAUCCAAAGAACACCAUACCUACUGUGAAGCAUGGGGGUGGAAACAUCAUGCUUUGGGGCUGUUUUUCUGCAAAGGGACCAGGACGACUGAUCCGUGUAAAGGAAAGAAUGAAUGGGGCCAUGUAUCGUGAGAUUUUGAGUGAAAACCUCCUUCCAUCAGCAAGGGCAUUGAAGAUGAAACGUGGCUGGGUCUUUCAGCAUGACAAUGAUCCCAAACACACCGCCCAGGCAACGAAGGAGUGGCUUCGUAAGAAGCAUUUCAAGGUCCUGGAGUGGCCUAGCCAGUCUCCAGAUCUCAACCCCAUAGAAAAUCUUUGGAGGGAGUUGAAAGUCUGUGUUGCCCAGCGACAGCCCCAAAACAUCAAUGCUCUAGAGGAGAUCUGCAUGGAGGAAUGGGCCAAAAUACCAGCAACAGUGUCUGAAAACCUUGUGAAGACUUACAGAAAACGUUUGACCUGUGUCAUUGCCAACAAAGGGUAUAUAACAAAGUAUUGAGAAACUUUUGUUAUUGACCAAAUACUUAUUUUCCACCAUAAUUUGCAAAUAAAUUCAUUAAAAAUCCUACAAUGUGAUUAUCUGGAUUUUUUUCCUCAUUUUGUCUGUCAUAGUUGACGUGUACCUAUGAUGAAAAUUAAAGGCCUCUCUCAUCUUUUUAAGUGGGAGAAGUUGCACAAUUGGUGGCUGACUAAAAAAUGUUUCCCCCUCUGUAAUUAUAUAUCUUGUUGUAAGAUAGUGAUUUAACGGAGAGAAAAAACUGGGGGGAAAAUAUUCUACUAUUGCAUCGAAGGCUCCUUCCUUGACUCUGUUCCUACAUACAAGAGCCAGCUGGUGGCGCUGUGUGUGCAGGUGUUUAAGAUUGGCUUGGCACAGCGCGGCCGGAGGGAAGACGAGGUCAAGUCGUUCUUUGACUGUUCCAGAGAAGCCGUGGACGACAACCAGCAGAGAGCAGCACAGAUCACUGCAGACUUCGAGAAAGCCAGGAGACAGGUGAGUCAUGGGACUGUAGCUUUUACGGUCAUGCAAAGAAGGGAUGCCGCUAAUGUCAGAUGUCAAAACGUACAUAUCCGAUUCGCGUCAGGGGAAGAAUUUGAGCAUUUUAGCUAACCCUAACGCUUUUCCUAACCUUAACCUAAUUCUCCUAACCUGCUACGUUAAUUAUCCUAACCUGCUGCGUAAGUUCUCCUAACCUGCUACGAAAAGUUACUUCUGAUAUUAGCGGCAUCCCAUCUAGUCAAAACCGGCUUUCACUUGCACUGACAGUGAAAUGGUCACGUUUGAGAGCUUCAAUUCAGCGCAGACUGACAGAUCUACAAAUCUUAAUGAGUAGACCAAUUGGCAAGUCUAAUUGGAAACUGUUUGAUUUUCCCCCAAUUAAUUACAGCUCUUCCCUGCCCAUGUAACCUUUUUCAUUAUCUAAAAGAUAAUUAAAAAAUCCCAAAUUAGCACUCCUACUCUGAGAUGCUUUAUUAAUAAUAAUAAUAUAUUUAAUUUAUUUAGCGCUUUUCAUUAUACAGAUUAUCUUAAAGAUGCUAAAAAACAAAACAAAAACAAAAGUACAUGUAGUUCUUGGGCUGGACAAUGGUCUUCAACAGAGGCUAAAUAUGAAUAUGGCCCAUGGAAUUCAACUGACUCCUAUCUGCCCCAUCUCUAUGGAGGGAUAUACUGUAAGUGUCAAAAUACAUUUAAUAUGAAUUAUUUUGGAACAAAUAUUACAUAUUUAAUGUAUUUGCACUGAAUAUCUUCUUGGCCACACAUAGAUAAUGUAGGAAAAAUGUAUGCACUCACUAACUGUAAGUCGCUCUGGAUAAGAGCGUCUGCUAAAUUACUAAAAUGUAAAUGUAAAAAUGUCACAGCCAUUUUAUUUAGAAAGUUAGGCCAUUGAGGUUUCUGCAUUAUGAUGCAUUUGCAUUCUAUGGCAGCCAUGUUAGUGCUCCAUUAACAUUACAUGGGGAAUAUAAUAUCUAGAAUGAGCAUUGGGAUGCAUUUACAUAAAACGUUAAAAUUCUAUGGCAGCCAUGUUAGCGCCCCAUUAAUAUUACAUGGGGAAUAUUUAAAUAAUGCUAUGUAACUGAAUGUCUAUAAUAAGAACAAUAUUCAAAAUUCAAAAAAUUGGCCCAACUUUCUAAGUAUAUGGCUCUGGAUAAUGGUAUAACAAACUGCUAUAAUAAAAACACGAUAGCAACAGUUUAACAAAAACGGUGCUAUUUUUAUCGUAUCAAAUCCACUGUACAUAAAUCUUACAAAAAUCAUACAAAUAACAAAAACAUCAUGCAAAUCAUACAUAAAUGUUGUGUAUCUCCACGUUGCCACACACACACAUGUGAUGUUUGAGAUGCAGCAGGCCACAGACACACGUCUCCUGGAGGCCCAGCUGAACCACUGCAGGGAGGAGAUCAACCAGCUCUGUGACAGCCUCAUGACCCAGGAGCUACAGCUGGUCGACCAGCUGGAGGUGUGUGUGUGUGUCUGUGUCUGUCUGUCUGUCUGUCUGUCUGUCUGUCUGUCUGUCUGUCUGUCUGUCUGUCUGUCUGUCUGUCUGUCUGUCUGUCUGUCUGUGUAUUGUUAUGAUCUAAAUUCCUGCCUUUAAAUCUGAACUGUGACUUCCAAGAGGUUAGGAGUAGAGGUUUUCACGGAUCCACCUGUACCCAUACCAGAUACCUGAUCUGGGAUCAGAGCGGGUCCAGAUCCAGAAUUCUAAUUAAUGUCACGGGUCUGGGUCGGAUCUCAUAUGAUUGUCACGAGUCUCAGGUCUGUGUCAUUUUAACUGACUUGUCCAGAAUGACCCGUACAGAGCCGAACGCGACUGCUGCAGUAGAGAGAGAGAAAAAUUGUAUAAUUUAUGCUGCUGCUUUUCAAGGGUGGUGCGUGUAGCUUGUUGUUGUUGUUGAUCAGUCAUAAGUCAUCAAAGCGGCAAUAGGUUACAGUCAUAUAGCCUCUGUGUGUGGCAAAAGUUAGGAGAUAUCUAAUCAAUGGAAUUAAAAUGACGGAAUUAAAAGUUAAAGGAGAAGGAUAGGCUACAAUGACCAAGAGCCAACAGGUAGGCUGCUACUUAAUAUUCUGAAUGGAGUUGUUGUUACGAUGAGAAAGCGCAUGCACUGCUUCCUCAAUUAACUUAAGCUAGCUUAAUUAGCUAGCUUCUCCCGGUUCGAUGCAGUCAAGACAGGUACUACGUAAUCAUAUUGGAUGAUAAAUAACCUAGCUAUUAGCAGCUAUUAGUCUACUAUAGUGCAUGUCGGCUAGUUGGUUGUUUGCUGUCUCUCAUCCCUGUGUCACUCUCUCACAGUACGGACCCUCCACCGCCUGCUAGAGCGGCACCUUUCUCUCCCUCCUCUCACGCUUUAUCUGCUCCGGUUAAUAAAGUAGCUUAAAAAAUGACUUUUCUGCUGCUUCCCUCACUCUGUGUCGAUUGGACCGGGUGUGGAUCUGAACCAGGUCUAUACGGAAUGGGUCUAGUUCUCCUCAGGUCCGUUCGGAAUGGGUCUCUGUAUUUUAAAAAUAAAUGUAUGCAUAUCGGGUCUGGGUGGGAAAGCCCCAGGUUAAUUUCGGAACAGGUCCAACCUUUUUCGGUCCGUGAAGACCUGUAGUUAGGAGUCAUCAUAAAGCAGUACCUGGUAACCUAGGUGACCUCUAGGUGACCUCCCUGAGGCCAAGUGCCAAUGGCUGUAAAUUCAGCCAUCUGGAGUUUCAAAUGAUAGAGACAUCUAAUAUAGAGCUCACUCUGACCCAAGUGGUCUCGAUAACCUUGAUUAAUGUUGUGACCAGGGGCCCAGAACACUUGAAGAACGAACAGAUAAGCAAGAGUAUUUAUGCGUGCCUGCCUGCCUGCCUUUGAGGGGGUUAGCAGAUUGCUACAAACGUCUUAGAGGAAUGUGUCUGUCUCCCCAUAUGCAUAUGUCUGUUUAUUGUUUGUCUAUUAAACCUUUAAAUAUAAAUGUAGAAGUCGUUCUCCUUAUCUUUGGGUACAGCAUUUUCCACACCUUGAGCAAAUAAAUUUUUCCCGACUGUGUGUGUGUGUGUGUGUGUGUGUGUGUGUGUGUGUGUGCGGCUGAUGUAUAUUAUAGUACACGUGCAAGAGUUCCUAUGGAAACUAUCUCAUUCAUAGAGGAAUGUUUGAAGUGGUUAAUUAAUUCAAGUGUAUAGAAUGUUUAGGCACAACAAACCUAUAUGAUAGCUUGUAUAGUCUGUGUGCUGUCAGACACUAGGUCCAGCUGCAAAGAACAGUAGAGUAAAUACAGGCAUUAGAUUAACAUAUUUUUUCUUUUCCGUUUAAUAUCAAAACACACAUUUCGAUUUGAGAUAUGUUAUUCAUAAUAACUAUUCUCCUUUUUUUUCCAUAGGAUAUAAUCAAAUAUUUUGAGAGGAACAUUUCAGACAUGGUUGCCGGACUCAAGGAAUAUAUCCUUUACUACCUCAUGUAUUUCAAUAUAACUGCAAGUUGCAUGUGUAUUAUAAUGGUGUUACAGUGCACUGAUGCAGUUAUAAAAAUCAGGGGUCUGUAUGUAUCAAGCAUCUCAGAGUAAGAGUGCUGAUUUGCUGAUUUAGGAUCAGUUUAGCCUUUUAGAUCGCAAUUAAUAAGAUUACAUGGACAGGGAGGACCUGAUCCUAGAUCAGCACGCCUACUCUGAGACGCUUUAUAUACAGUAUACAGCCCCAGACAAAGUGUCCUUGACACAGACCCACAUUCGCCCAGUGCCGAGACUUAGAGAACCACCACCACGAGAAGCUACUGGAAAUCGCCGUGACAACCCUGGAGCGAGUGGCCAAGAAUGAGCUGGAGGAGGAUAUGCCUGAUGAUGUCCGAAUGGCAGUGUCAGAGUCAGAAAGUCCCUGUGCCUACAGCAAAUCCUAUAGGCCCUGGUAAAAAGUAGUAUACUAAAUAGGGAAUAGGGUGCUAUUUGAGACGCAGCCUAAAUAGUGUUUCCCUACCCCUCUCUCAACCCUGUCUCUUUUCUCCACAAAAAUUGACAAAAAUUGUCAGACUCCAGCAACCCAAGUCAUAGACUCUUCUCUCUGCUACCUCACGGCAAACAGUACCGGAUCUGGGAUCAAAAGGCUCCUGAACAGCUUCUAUCCCCAAGCCAUAAGACUGCUAAAGAGUUAACUAAAUAGCUACCCGGACUAUCUGCAUUGACCCUUUUUGCACUAACUAUUUUUGACUCUAUGCACACACACUGGACUCUACCCACACACUCACACAUACUUACAUUACACUGACACUGACACUCCAACACAUACACACACACACUCACUCACAUAUACGCUGCUGCUACUGUCUAUUAUCUAUCCUGUUGCCUAGUCACUUUACCCCUACCUACACUAUAUAUACAAAAGGAUGUGGACACCCCUUCAAAUUAGUGGAUUCGUCUAUUUCAGCCACACCCAUAGCAGACAGGUGUAUAAAAUCGAGCACACAGCCAUGCAAUCUCCAUAGACAAACACUGGCAGUAGAAUGGCCUUACUGAAGAGCUCAGUGACUUUCAACGUGGCACCGUCAUAGGAAGCCACCUUUCCAACAAGUCAGUUUGUCAAAUUUUUGCCCUGCUAGAGUUUUUCAUGGUUCGGGCUAGGCCACUUCAAUCAAUCAAUCAAUCAAUUUUAUUUUAUAUAGCCCUUCGUACAUCAGCUAAUAUCUCGAAGUGCUGUACAGAAACCCAGCCUAAAACCCCAAACAGCUAGUAAUGCAGGUGUAGAAGCACGGUGGCUAGGAAAAACUCCCUAGAAAGGCCAAAACCUAGGAAGAAACCUAGAGAGGAACCAGGCUAUGAGGGGUGGCCAGUCCUCUUCUGGCUGUGCCGGGUGGAGGUUAUAACAGAACCAUGCCAAGAUGUUCAAAAAUGUUCAUAAGUGACAAGCAUGGUCAAAUAAUAAUCAGGAAUAAAUCUCAGUUGGCUUUUCAUAGCCGAUCAUUAAGAGUUGAAAACAGCAGGUCUGGGACAGGUAGGGGUUCCAUAACCGCAGGCAGAACAGUUGAAACUGGAAUAGCAGCAAGGCCAGGCGGACUGGGGACAGCAAGGAGUCACCACGGCCGGUAGUCCCGACGUAUGGUCCUAGGGCUCAGGUCUCUCAGUUGGCUUUUCAUAGCCGAUCAUUAAGAGUUCCAGUGAAGGGAAAUCUUAACGCUACAGAAUACAAUGACAUUCUAGAGGAUUCUGUGCUUCCAACUUUGUGGCAACAGUUUGGGGAAGGCCCUUUCCUGUUUCAGCAUGACAAUGCCCCGUGCACAAAGCGAGGUCCAUACAGAAAUGGUUUGUUGAGAUCGGUGUGGAAAAACUUGACUGGCCUGCACAGAGCCCUGACCUCAACCCCAUCGAACACCUUUGGGAUGAAUUGGAACACUGACUGCGAGCCAGGCCUAAUCGCCCAAAAUCGGUGCCCGACCUCACUAAUGCUAUUGUGGCAGAAUGGAAGCAAGUCCCCACAGCAGUGUUCCAACAUCUAGUGGAAAGCCUUCCCAGAAGAGUGGAGGCUGUUAUAGCAGCACAGGGGGGACCAACUCCAUAUUAAUGCCCAGGAUUUUGGAAUGAGAUGUUUGACGAGCAGGUGUCCACAUAUCUUGGUCAUGUAGUGUUUAUGUACACCGCAUUCUGAAAGUAUUCAGACACCUUGACUUUUUACACAUUUUGUUACGUUACAGCCUUAUUCUAAAAUUGAUUAAAUAUAUUUUUUGCCUCAUCAAUCUACACACAAUACCCCAUAAUGACAAAGCGAAAACAGGUUUUUAGAAUUAUUUGCAGAUUCAUACAAAAUAAAAAACAGAAAUACCUUAUUUAAAUAAGUAUUCAGACCCUUUGCUAUGAGCCUUGAAAUUGAGCUCAGGUGCAUCCUGUUUCCAUUGAUCAUCCUUGAGAUGUUUCUACAACUUGAUUGGAGUCCACCUGUGGUAAAUUCAAUUGAUUGGAUAUGAUUUGGAAAGGCACACAGCUGUCUAUUUAAGGUCCCACAGUUGACAGUGCAUGUCAGAGCAAAGACCAAGCCAUGAGGUCGAAGGAAUUGUCUGUAGAGGUCCAAGACAGGAUUGUGACGAGGCACAGAUCUGGGGGAAACAGAUUGAAGGUCCCCAAGAACACAGUGGCCUCCAUCAUUCUUAAAUGGAAGAAGUUUGGAACCACCAAGACUCUUCCUAGAGCUGGCCGCCCGGCCAAACUGAGCAAUCGGGGGAGAAAGGCCUUGGUCAGGGAGGUGACUAAGAACCCGAUGGUCACUCUGAAGGACAACCAUUUCUGCAGCACUAAAACAAUCAGGCCUUUAUGGUAGAGUGGUCAGACGGAAGCCACUCCUCAGUAAAAGGCACAUGACAUCCGCUUGUAGUUUGCCAAAAGGCACCUAAAGGACUCUCAAACCAUGAGAAACAAGAUUCCCUGGUUUGAUGAAACCAAGAUUGAACUCUUUGGCCUGAAUGCCAUGCUGGUUAAGUGUGCCUUGAAUUCUAAAUAAAUCACAGACAGUGUCACCAGCAAACCAUCCCCACACCAUAACACCUUCUCCUCCAUGCUUUACGGUGGGAAAUACACAUGCGGAGAUCAUCCGUUCACCCACACCGCGUCUCACAAAGACACGGCGGUUGGAACCAAAAAUCUCAAAUUUGGACUCCAGACCAAAGGAUACAUUUCCACCGGUCUAAUGUCCAUUGCUCGUGUUUCUUGGCCCAAGCAAGUCUCUUCUUCUUAUUGGUGUCCUUUAGUAGUGGUUUCUUUGCAGCAAUUCAACCAUGAAGGCCUGAUUCACACUGUCUCCUCUGAACAGUUGAUGUUGAGAUGUGUCUGUUACUUGAACUCUGUGAAGCAUUUAUUUGGGCUGCAAUUUCUGAGGCUGGUAACUCUAAUGAACUUAUCCUCUGCAGCAGAGGUAACUCUGGGUCUUCCAUUCCUGUGGCGGUCCUCAUGAGAGCCAAUUUCAUCAUAGCGCUUGAUGGUUUUUGCGACUGCACUUGAAGAAACUUUCAAUGUUCUUGAAAUGUUCCGUAUUGACUGACCUUCAUGUCUUAAAGUAAUGAUGGACUGUUGUUUCUCUUUGCUUAUUUGAGCUGUUCUUGCCAUAAUAUGGACUUAGUCUUUUACCAAAUAGGGCUAUCUUCUACCCCCCCUACCUUGUCACAACACAACUGAUUGGCUCAAACGCAUUAACAAAGGCACACUUGUUAAUUGAAAUGCAUUCCAGGUGACUACCUCAUGAAGCUGGUUGAGAGAAUGUCAAGAGUGUGCAAAGCUGCCAUCAAGGCAAAGGGUGGCUAUUUGAAGAAUCUCAAAUAUAAAAUAUAUUUUGAUUUGUUUAACACUUUUUUGUUACUACAUGAUUCCAUAUGUGUUAUUUCACUAUUAUUCUACAAUGUUAACCCUUGAAUGAGUAGGUGUGUCCAAACUUUUGACUGGUAGUGUAUCUACCUCAAUGACCUCGUACCUCUACACAUCCACACGGUACUUGUACCUAUGUACAGUGAGGGAAAAAAGUAUUUGAUCCCCUGCUGAUUUUGUACGUUUGCCCACUGACAAAGACAUGAUCAGUCUAUAAUUUUAAUGGUAGGUUUAUUUGAACAGUGAGAGACAGAAUAACAACCAAAAAAUCAAAAAUGUUAUAAAUUGAUUUGCAUUUUAAUGAGGGAAAUAAGUAUUUGACCCCUCUGCAAAACAUGACUUAGUACUUGGUGGCAAAACCCUUGUUGGCAAUCACAGAGGUCAGACGUUUCUUGUAGUUGGCCACCAGGUUUUCACACAUCUCAGGAGGGAUUUUGUCCCACUCCUCUUUGCAGAUCUUCUCCAAGUCAUUAAGGUUUUGAGGCUGACGUUUGGCAACUCGAACCUUCAGCUCCCUCCACAGAUUUUGGGAUUAAGGUCUGGAGACUGGCUAGGCCACUCCAGGACCUUAAUGUGCUACUUCUUGAGCCACUCCUUUGUUUCCUUGGCCGUGUGUUUUGGGUCAUUGUCAUGCUGGAAUACCCAUCCACGACCCAUUUUCAAUGCCCUGGCUGAGUGAAGGAGGUUCUCACCCAAGAUUUGACGGUACAUGGCCCCGUCCAUCGUCCCUUUGAUGCGGUGAAGUUGUCCUGUCCCCUUAGCAGAAAAACACCCCCAAAGCAUAAUGUUUCCACCUCCAUGUUUGACGGUGGGGAUGGUGUUCUUGGGGUCAUAGGCAGCAUUUUUCCUCCUCCAAACACGGCGAGUUGAGUUGAUGCCAAAGAGCUCGAUUUUGGUCUCAUCUGACUACAACACUUUCACCUUGUUCUCCUCUGAAUCAUUCAGAUGUUCAUUGGCAAACUUCAGACGGGCCUGUAUAUGUGCUUUCUUGAGCAGGGGGACCUUGCGGGCGCUGCAGGAUUUCAGUCCUUCAAGGCGUAGUGUGUUACCAAUUGUUUUCUUGGUGACUAUGGUCCCAGCUGCCUUGAGAUCAUUGACAAGAUCCUCCCGUGUAGUUCUGGGCUGAUUCCUCACCGUUCUCAUGAUCAUUGCAACUCCACGAGGUGAGAUUUUGCAUGGAGCCCCAGACCAAGGGAGAUUGACAGGUCUUUUGUGUUUCUUCCAUUUGCGAAUAAUCGCACCAACUGUUGUCACCUUCUCACCAAGCUGCUUGGCGAUGGUCUUGUAGCCCAUUCCAGCCUUGUGUAGGUCUACAAUCUUGUCCCUGACAUCCUUGGAGAGCUCUUUGGUCUUGGCCAUGGUGGAGAGUUUGGAAUCUGAUUGAUUGAUUGCUUCUGUGGACAAGUGUCUUUUAUACAGGUAACAAACUGAGAUUAGGAGCACUCCCUUUAAGAGUGUGCUCCUAAUCUCAGCUCGUUACCUGUAUAAAAGACACCUGGGAGCCAGAAAUGGGGUCCUCUGUAGCUCAGCUGGUAGAGCACGGCGCUUGUAACGCCAAGGUAGUGGAUUCGAUCCCCGGGACCACCCAUACACAAACAAAAAUUAUGCACGCAUGACUGUAAAUCGCUUUGGAUAAAAGCGUCUGCUAAAUGGCAUAUUAUUAUUAUUAUAGAAAUCUUUCUGAUUGAGAGGGGGUCAAAUACUUAUUUCCCUCAUUAAAAUGCAAAUCAAUUUAUAAAUUUUUGACAUGCGUUUUUCUGGAUUUUUUUGUUGUUAUUCUGUCUCUCACUGUUCAAAUAAACCUACCAUUAAAAUUAUAGACUGAUCAUUUAUUUGUCAGUGGGCAAACGUACAAAAUCAGCAGGGGAUCAAAUACUUUUUUCCCUCACUGUAUAUAACCAAGCUAUCAUUGCUCAUUGUGUAUUUAUUCCUUGUGUUACAAUUAUUUUUCCAUUAUUAUUAUACAAAUUAUAUUUAUUGUAUUCUGCAUUGUUGGGAAGCAAUUCGCUGUUGUUUACGAAGCAUGUGACAAUUACAAUUUGAUUUGAUUUGAUAUUGUAUGUGUACAUGCUCGUCCAUAUUGCACUCAGACACACUGCACACUGUCCAACUGUAUUCUGUUCUUACUGCCUCACAUCUCUGACAACAUUGCCACUGUCACUGUUAUUGAAACUACAGAUCUGCUAUCUUAAUUUGAUCAGUCUGUUGUCACAGAGAAUAUUCCUGCCCAGCAGGAAAUGCAAAUUGUAUUGUAUUCAAGGUUUAAAAAGGCUUCUAAAGUUUGUAAUUUCCACAUUAACAUGUCAUACUUGAUUUUCCCUAACAAAAAAUAUGUCAACCACUACAAUAAAUGUCCAUUAAUUAUAAUCCACAUAAAAAUUCACAUUUCCUGUUGCUACAGGAUUAUUUUCCUGCUGUGAGAAAUUAAGAUCCGUAGCACCUCAGCAGCACUUUCCCCAGUGGCACUCAGCAGUAUCUUGAUCCAACUGGCGCCUAGGUGAAGUUUCCCCUAGGUACAGAUUUCAGAUCAGUUUUCCUACCCCCAAUCCUAACCUUAAACAUUAUGUUGAGAAUGCAAAACUGACCCAAGAUCAGUGUCUAGGGGCAACUUCACCCUGCAUCAGCCCUCUGUGUUACACAGUGUCUGUUUGUCCCCCCAUGCAGCUGUUUGUAGACAAGGACACAGUGAUCAAUGCAGUCAGAGCCUCCCACGACACCCACCUGCUGAAGAUCGACAACCGUGAGGACGAACUGGUGACGCGCAGCAACAGCUGGAUGAGCGCUCUGAUGAAAUUGGUAGGCAGGGUAAUGCAUGGAAAUAGGAUGACAUAGAUUGUAUUUCUAUGGGGAAGGCAAGGCAUUGCCACAAACACUCAGUAUGACAGUUUCCAGUUUUCCACCAUGAAGAAUGUUCUAACCUUGGGGUGUUUUAAUUUGUUGUUGUUUUGUAACUUAUUCGCCUGUCAAUGCAGGUACAAGAUGAAGAGGUGAAGCGGAAUCGCAAGCGCAUCUCAGAGAUUCACAACUACAUUGACUAUGUUAGGGAUCAGCUGGAUGAGAUGCAACAUGAGCACCAUUGA
Molecule: messenger RNA, 25635 nt
Organism: Coregonus sp. 'balchen'
Lineage: Eukaryota; Metazoa; Chordata; Actinopteri; Salmoniformes; Salmonidae
Source: the annotation of a GenBank genome assembly